Messenger RNA from Symsagittifera roscoffensis, 2213 nucleotides. RefSeq names its product protein SCAI-like. Bases 145 to 2103 code for a protein of 652 amino acids. Gene Ontology annotation, biological process: DNA-templated transcription. Gene Ontology annotation, molecular function: transcription corepressor activity. NCBI's taxonomy places the organism in Eukaryota, Metazoa, Xenacoelomorpha, Acoela, Convolutidae. Gene Ontology annotation, cellular component: nucleus. The record is from RefSeq and is a predicted model, not a curated record. The transcript has 3 exons.
CGUGUUAUUGAAUGUGUUGUAUUUUGUUCUGAAUAGCAAGCAUUUUAAUUGGUCUUAUAAAUCAUACCGUGAUUUAGAGCUGCUUUUUGCUCGUUAGUUUUCUAGACAUUUUCAAAGCAUUGUUUUUAAUCUAAGCACAUAUAAAUGAAAAAGAAAAAGAAAACAUCGUUUAGAGAUGAAGUUGUUGGCGCAGAGAUUUUUAGCGACUCGCUGUUGACUGGCCAUGGUGGUUUAGAUCAUGGAGUAAAAGGAGCAUCGAGAUGGGCCCAUGACAGUGCGGCAAAUCAUACAGACGACGAAUUAGGUGCUCAACACGAAACAAAGAAAAGUCAUGUGUUGUCGUCCAACGAGGUCGCUGAAAUAUUGGAAAAUUUCCGGGAAAACUUGGAGAAAUCCAGAUACAUGUUCCAUGCCCUAAAAGACAUACCACCCCAUGGCCAUGACGCCUGGAAGAUCCAGUUUGGGAAAACUUUCGAGAUCCAUAACUUAGUUUGGAAAAUGCAACAGAGGCACAGGAGUGUUCUAGUGGAGAAAGGAGGAUUACGCAGGAGCGAGAUUGGAGAAAUUGCCUCUAAAGUUGGUCAACUGUACUACCAGUACUACAUCAGAACAUCUGAUGUUUCGUAUUUGCAAGAAAGCUUCAACUUCUACAACGCUUUGCGACUCCGAAACUAUUUCAAAGAUGUAGAGGGCGAGCCAACUUCGUACAGAAUGCUGAAGAAGCUUCGGUUCUACACGCGUUACUUAGUUGUUAUUCUCCUGUUGGGAAGGAUGCAGCUAGUUCUAGAAGUCAUGAAGGAGUUUUUUCAUUUUGUGGCCCAGUUUUCGAGCGUGUAUCUGGAAGAAAAUCAAGAAGAGUGGGCCAUUGUGUGCUCAGAGCUGCAGACGUUCAAUCAGAAAGUAGCACUUGUGAAGAUAAUCUCCUCUAAGACGACCAAACAAGGAAACCCUAUUCAUUUGGACCCCGUGCUGAGGCUUAGCCAUGAGGAUGUACCUAACAUAGAACAGCAAUUGCCUGUCAAGAUUACCAUCGGAACAGCUGUGGUGGUUGGAAACGCUAUGGGACAGGUGAAAUUCAACGAUCUCUCGAUUGACAUGUUCCGCAUAGUAACGUGCUUCGAGUUGGAGAAAGUGGAGAAGAUAGUUGACAAAUCAAACUCAAUUGGCGAUGCGCCAGCUGCCAACAAAUUAGUAGUCGAGAAAUCUACUCUACAGAAUCAGAAACAAGCUCGACCUCAUGAACAACAAGACAACCCCGUGAAAUACUUGUUGUAUCAGCCAAGUAUAUCGUCGCUGAACAAUUACUUGAGUAGCGCCUUCAAGGAACUCAAAGACAAACAGUGUCUUGUGGUGUACAUAUCAGGCGAGGAGUCGGGAGUCCAUGCCGACAUGGGAGGGGAGAUAUCUUACGGCUGUGGGGGAGUAGCUACCAACCGCAGAAGCGAAAGUGGAUCAAAAUCGCAAUCAAACUUAGCCGCAGGUCCAGGUAUUGGUCUAAAUAACCGCAGACUACAUAUCAACGAUGUAAAUUGCCUAUACCCCGGAGACCUGUUUCCAUACACCAGGAAACCUUUGUUUCUUAUAGUCGAAAGCAGCAACGGACUCCCUUUUUUACAGAUCCCAAACUGGUUUGGAGAGCCGUUUAUGUGCAUAAUAGCUCCGCAAUUCAUGCCCCAAGCUGUUGAAGACAGCAUGGAAAACGCAGGGGGACUUUUGACUCUAUUUCUGGCCGACCCUCUCAUGGGAUUGUGUAAGGUAUGCGGCCUUGAAGACAUUUCGGAAAAACAGCACUCAAAUUGUACGGUAAUUCUGAAAACGUUCUACCUCGAAGCUGCAAAGUUCUGCCAUAAAUCGAAAGAGAUUCAUUUUCAUAUUCUGUGUUUUAUGUCGGACCAGUUUCUCAGAAUGAUUAUUCUGAAGUAUCUGUUCUGCUCUUAUGUUCUAAGACUGCACAGGUCCUUCAAAAACUGGACUCAGUGGCCGAAAAGCUAUCCCGAUUUCUCUAUCGAUCUAAUGGACAAUUUGGUUCUGGAAAAGAUAGUUAGGGACAUAUCAGUGGAAUUGGAGAUUCAAACUCUGUUCAAUGAUUCAGUCAGAUUAUAAAACUGUGAAUUUAUUCAAACUUAAAAUGAAGAUACAUUUAUUAGACUUCAAAUUGCGUUUAAGUCUCUAUUAAUGCUUCGUGAUUUGCUCAUAAUCAAAAUUAACUCACA